CCCUUUUUUUCAUUGUUCUUCUCUUCUUUUUUUCUUCUUCAGUUCUUCCCCAAUUCAAAACCCUCCGACAAAAUGUCUCCUCCUCGGCCACUGCCGGAAGUGGUGGCGAAGAACCGAUUCCUAGGGUUCUUGAUAUGGCAAUCCAUCUCCUCCACCGCCAUUUUCUUUUCCUACAAACUCAUCGAACUCUCCAUUCUCCCUUCUUCUUCUUCUUCUUCUUCUUCUUCUUCUUCUUUCUCCGUUCAGUCGCUCGUCCUUUCGAUUCUCUCCUUCACAGCCUUCCAUUUCUCCCAGCUCAUCCUCUCCGCUUCACUCGCCGCCAUAUCCUCUCCGCAGCCCGUUCCCCCAGCUUCCUUCUUCCAGCUCGCCACUUCCUUCCUCCGUCUGCUCUUCGUCUCCGGGAACUCCUCUUCUCCCGACCUUCGCCGCCGCGCCAAGGUUUCUCUCAACAUCGCCGCAUACGUGGCGGCAGCUUGCUUUUCCGGGUUCGUGUCGGCGGUGGCCAUGUGUGGGAGGGUUGUUGGUGGUGGCGAGAUUGAAGCGAUUGCGGUAGUUGGGUUUAGGGGUUCUGUGAUUGGGCUGCUUUAUGCGUUACAUUUUGCCAAUAAUCGGAGAUGGCUUCUUCAUUUCCCCAUUAUUCAGCGUCCUCCUUUCUUCAGCUUCAAAAUGGGGAUUCCUGCAGCUAUUGGCCGUGCUUUUAGGCUUUCGACUACUGGGUACACUCUUGCAUCUGUACUGAUGUUGAUGCUGUCUUUUGGUGAGGCGAGUCUCAGUGCAUUGACAACAACGCAAUUCCUUCUCAACCGGUGUACUCUAUACCUGGGGAUUUUCUGUAUGCUUCUUUGUUGGGAGCUAAGUCAUCUUCUACACCAGGUGCUACAUACAAAGAGGUUCGUAUAUGCCCCACCGAAAGGAUCAGCUGCUGCAGAAACAAAUCCAACUGAAACUCUUAUUUCAGCACUGGAGGAAACUGCCUCUGAUUCUCUACCACGGUAUCUUGCAUAUCUCGAUCUCUGCAUGGUGUGUGAAAACAAUGUCGAUAUGUGGAGGAGAGCUGCAUUUUUUGAAGAAACUGGUGAGACUUACAGGAAAGUCACAGCUGUGAGCUUGAGGCCAUUGGAAGAGCUUGCUUCCAAGUUAAGUGAAGGUUUGGAAGGUUCACCUGAAGACCAGUUAUCUAAACAGUUGCUGUCAGCUUCCGAUCCACAACUACCUUCAAGGAUUUACAAACCACUUAACAACUUUCAGAAAAUUUCAUGGUGUGCAAGGGCCAUUUCUUCCCUGACUGCGCAUUCACACAAGGAAGACCGAUAUGGCGUGGCUCAGCUCUCUGGCAGCACUGCAGCCACCCUCUCAACUCUCUUAUCUUCCCUGCUGGCUGUUGAAGCAUUCAUGGGAAAGAAAACACAUCUGCAAUCUCCACACCAACUGCUUGGUCCAGCUGGCAUUCGAUGGGCUGCUCUGAACACAGGGAAACGAGAUGUUCCUCCGAUGAUUUCCAAAAGGACAGCCGGCCCCUUACACUCGAAUGCAUAUGCCAUUGCUGACGUGCUCAGGACCUCCAUCUACUGCAUUGUGUCCACUUUCUACAAGGAGAUGGUGGCUAGCGCCAAAGCAGGGCUGCUUGAGAAGGAUUGGAUCAAAGACGGGAAGCCCCUUCACGGAUCGAGGGAGUUGCUGGUGCAAAAGCUCCAGCUUUUCCUCGAUUAUCGUGCUUAGCUAGCAGAUUGCUUUUGUGGUCGUUUUACCGGUAGGAAGAUUUUGCGAAACCGUCGAGUUCAGCUAUUAAUGAAUGGUGUUUUUUGUUGUUUCCUUUGAGAAAUCAGAUAUAUGGGUGUACUUGGGUGGUGAGUGAGUGGUGACACCAAGGGAAGAGUGACAAAGUGGAAACAGAGAAGAGAAGGAUAUAAAGUUUUUGGACUGUUUUGGAUUGUACAAAACUUGAGGGGGUCUAUAUGUUAUAAUUUUUGUAUACGCUUAAAGAGCCCAAGAUUCGCAAUGAUCUGUACUAGGCCUAGCUCGAUGAGCCAGGGCCCAAUGAUGAGUUUUGUGCACCGAGAGGAAGAACAUAGGAUUUUAAGGAGGUCAACUUUUUUUACCAAUACAUAAUGUCACCUUGAUAUUAUGUGAAUUUUCUUAGCUUGAGACGAC
Messenger RNA from Linum tenue, 2151 nucleotides. The record is from the annotation of a GenBank genome assembly. Lineage: Eukaryota; Viridiplantae; Streptophyta; Magnoliopsida; Malpighiales; Linaceae.